Molecule: messenger RNA, 3057 nt
Organism: Ornithorhynchus anatinus (platypus)
Lineage: Eukaryota; Metazoa; Chordata; Mammalia; Monotremata; Ornithorhynchidae
Gene: PPP6R3
Product: protein phosphatase 6 regulatory subunit 3
Cellular component (GO): nucleus; cytosol
Molecular function (GO): protein phosphatase regulator activity; protein phosphatase binding
Source: RefSeq, a predicted model, not a curated record
GCCGCGGCCGCCAUCUUGGGCGCUAGCUGAGGGGGUCGGGCGGCGCGUUUCCCGCCUCGGCGCGACCUGCGGCGGCGGCUGGCGGACUCCAGCAGGAGGCGUUGUCCGUCCCGGGGUGCCGCCCGCCUCUGCCCAUGCGGUGAACCGAGAGCUGCCGCCCCUACCCCCGCCGCCGCCGGCGGACCCUGGAAUGGGCACGGAGCCCCGCGGCCGGCCGGCUGUUUGCUCAUAGUUUGCAGCUUCGGGAGGAGGACCGGCCCAGCAUGUUUUGGAAAUUUGAUCUCCACUCGUCAUCGCACAUCGACACGCUCCUGGAGCGGGACGAUGUGACCCUGAAGGCCCUCUUGGACGAGGAAGACGUCCUGCAGGAGUGCAAGGCCCAGAACCGCAAGCUCCUAGACUUCCUGUUGAAGGCCGAAUGUCUCCAGGACCUGGUCUCCUUCAUCGUCGAGGAGCCCCCGCUCAGCCUGGACGAGAAGAUCCGAUACAAGUACCCCAACAUCUCCUGUGAGCUGCUGACGUCGGACGUGUCUCAGGUGAACGACCGUCUCGGGGAGGACGAGGCCCUGCUGGUGAAGCUGUACAGCUUCCUCCUGAACGAGCCCCCCCUGAACCCUUUGCUCGCCAGCUUCUUCAGCAAGGUCCUGAGCGUCCUCAUCAGCCGCAAGCCCGAGCAGAUCGUGGAGUUCCUGAAGAAGAAGCAGGAUUUCGUCGACCUGCUCAUAAAGCACAUCGGGACCUCAGCCAUCAUGGACCUACUGCUCCGCCUGCUCACUUGCAUUGAACCACCCCCCCCGCAGGACGUUCUCAACUGGCUCAAUGAGGAGAGGAUCAUCCAGAGGCUGGUGGAAAUAGUUCACCCGUCGCAGGAGGAGACGUAACGACACUCAAACGCCUCUCAGUCCCUCUGCGAGAUUAUCCGCCUGAGCCGGGAUCAGAUGCUACAGGUGCAGAACAGCACGGACCCAGACCCCUUGCUGGCCACGUUGGAGAGGCAGGAGAUCAUCGAGCAACUCCUAUCCAACGUGUUCCACCCGGAGAAGAACGAGUCCGCCAUCGUCAGUGCCAUCCAGAUCCUGCUGACUCUGCUAGAGACCAGGCGUCCCGCGUUUGAAGGGCACAUAGAGGCCUGCCCGCCUGGCGUGGGCCACUCCGCCAGCUCCGUCAGCAAGAGCGUGCUGGAAGCCAUCACCGCCCGGCUGAACUCUUUCCACGAGCUCCUGCUCGAGCCCCCCAAGAAAGGUGCCAUGCGGACGACGUGGGGUGUGCUGGACCCCCCUGUGGGCAACACGCGGCUGAACGUGAUCCGGCUCAUCUCCAGCCUUCUGCAGACCAACUCCGGCGGCGUCAACCUGGAGCUCAUCGAGCUCAACAGCAUUGGCGUCAUCCUGGACCUGUUCUUCAGGUACACGUGGAACAACUUCCUGCACGCGCAGGUGGAGAUCUGCAUCGCUCUGAUCCUCGCCAGCCCCGAAGACAGCAGCACCACCACCCCUUCCACUACCCCAGCCACCCAGGACGCCCCCGGGCACCACCACCUCCUGCUCAAACACCUUUUCCUGAAAUGUCACUUGGUGGAGCGGAUCCUGGAGGCCUGGGACCUGAAUGAGAAGAAACAGGCGGACGGGGGGCGGCGGCACGGCUACAUGGGCCACCUGACCCGGAUUGCAAACUGCAUCGUGCACGGCAGCGAGAAGGGGCCCCACAGUGCUGCACUGCAGCGGCUCCUCAAGGACCUUCCGGACCAGGUGAGGGAGCGGUGGGAAACCUUCUGCUCCAGCUCCCUGGGGGAGACCAACAAGAGGAACACGGUCGAUCUGGUCACCACGUGUCACAUUCACUCAUCCAGCGAUGAUGAGAUCGACUUCAAAGAGAGCGGCUUCUCCCAAGACUCGUCUCUGCAGCAGUUUGGCUUCAAUGACGAGAAGUUUGCGGAUCAGGAUGACAUCGGCAAUGUUUCGUUCGAUCGGGUGUCGGACAUCAACUUCACCCUCAAUGCAAAUGAGACGGGCAACAUGGCGCUGUUCGAGGCCUGCUGCAAGGAGAGGAUCCAGCAGUUCGAUGACGGCGGCUCUGACGAGGACGACAUCUGGGAGGAGAAGCACGUCGCCUUCGCUCCCGAAGCCCAGCGGCGCUCCAGCUCCGGCAGCACGGACAGCGAGGAGAGCACCGAUUCCGAGGAGGAGGAGGACGGAACUCAGCAGGACUGUUUGAGAGGCAGUGCCGGGGCGGAGGACAAAAUGGAGGUGGACCUGAGCGAGGCACCGGCCUGGUCGGCCACCUUCGAUGUGCCCAUGGAGACGGGGCACGGGGCCGGACUGGAUCCGUGGGGUUCCGGCGUUUGGAGCACCGAGGAGCCACUCCCCACCAAGGAGACGGGGUGGGCGUCUUUUCUCGGAUUUCAGCCCGCUGGGAGCCCCAAGGAGGCCCCCCGGAGCGCCUCGCCGGUGGACAUGGAGACCAGCACGGAGCCCCCCAGCUCCAGCCCCGCCCCCCAGCCCGCCCUGCCGGACGGCCCGGGGAACAGCGUGGCCAUGGAUGCCAGUGAGGGCGGGGCCGAGAAGGUGACGGAGACGGUGAUGAACGGCAGCAUGAAGGAGACCCUCAGCCUCACUGUGGACGCCAAGACAGAGACUGCGGUCUUCAAGAGAGUGCUGGAAUCCUUCCGUGAGGGACGGGAAGGUGUCCAGCCCUCAGGACGCUGCCUGCUGCAACUGCCCCGUGGAGGAGAGCCCGGGGGCCGCAGAGGGAGCCUUGGCCAGUCCCCCGCCCGCCUCCAGCGGCCCAGAGCAGAGGGUCGACCAGCAGGCCCUCGUGGGAGCCGCGCCCGCCGACCGGCCCGUAUGACGGGCGAUCCUCGGCCCGGGGCUGAAGAGGAGGCGCCGGACCCACCCGCCGCCCGCGCGGCCCGGGGUCUCGGGGUUGGGGGCGAGCCGGUCCCGCUGGGUCCGGGGCCGGGCCCGGUGCCGGCGGAGGCGAGGCGGAGGCCGGUCUCUGCUGCACGGACUCUGUGAGCGACCGGGACCACCAGCUCCCCUUUCUAGUUUAGAUUCCACA